GAGCUCCAGCCCCUCCCGGCGCAGCCUGGGCCCGGGCGCGGGGCGGCGGCAGCUAAACGGAGCGCGGGGCCAGACAAGCACUUCCGGGGCGGCAGAAGCGCUUCCGGGGCGGGCCAAGGCCUCGCUUCCGGCGGCGCCGCGGGGCGGGGCAGGCGCAUGCGCGGGGACGGGACGGGGCCGGGAGCGAGCGGCGGCGGCGGAGACUGAGACUGCCAUGGCUGAGGUGGAAGAAACUCUGAAGCGAAUCCAGAGCCAAAAAGGAGUGCAAGGGAUCAUUGUUGUUAAUUCUGAAGGCAUUCCCAUCAAAAGCACUAUGGACAACUCCACGACCAUUCAGUACGCAGGCCUGAUGCACAGCUUCAUCAUGAAGGCGAGGAGCACCGUGCGAGACAUCGACCCCCAGAACGACCUCACAUUCCUGCGCAUCCGCUCCAAGAAGAACGAGAUCAUGGUGGCACCAGAUAAAGACUACUUCCUGAUUGUCAUCCAGAAUCCAACUGAGUGAUGGCACUGCCUUGGUCUGCUCUUUUUUUUUUUAUAGCCCUUUGCCCAGCUGUUUUAUUUAAUUUAAUGGUAGAGAAUAGAGCAUUUGGUGUUAACUCUGCUAGGCCACUUGGGUACUGUCUGGUAAAAAACCAAAAGCAGGUGGUUUUGUUGUUUGUAAACAGAAACAAAAGGUCUCUGCUUUGAUGGGUUUUGGGGGUUGGUUUUUUAUGUAUGUGUAUUACAAAUCCUUUGGAGGAGCAGUUGGUGAAUUAGAAUUGGGCAGUGAAAACGUGCAGCAGAUUCUUUUAACAGCUGAGAACACAACAAAACUCUGAACAGUGUUCUGGAUAAGAAAAAAGAUUCCUCUUGGUAGGUUCCCAUGCUUCUGGCACCACCAUUUGAGGUGGACUUUAGUACUGACUGUCAAUACCUAUCUUGCCUACCCUCUAGUUCUGCCUCACUCUGUUCCUUGGCUCCUCUGUUCCUAAGUCUGACCAUAUCAAAUUAAAAAGUGUCAUCAGUGA
Molecule: messenger RNA, 1010 nt
Organism: Pogoniulus pusillus (Red-fronted tinkerbird)
Lineage: Eukaryota; Metazoa; Chordata; Aves; Piciformes; Lybiidae
Gene: DYNLRB1
Product: dynein light chain roadblock-type 1
Exons: 4
Coding region: 215-505 (96 amino acids)
Biological process (GO): microtubule-based movement
Cellular component (GO): cytoplasm; cytoplasmic dynein complex; centrosome
Molecular function (GO): dynein intermediate chain binding
Source: RefSeq, a predicted model, not a curated record